Messenger RNA from Drosophila nasuta, 1001 nucleotides. RefSeq lists its product as uncharacterized. The record is from RefSeq and is a predicted model, not a curated record. The transcript has 4 exons. Bases 480 to 1001 code for a protein of 173 amino acids. Lineage: Eukaryota; Metazoa; Arthropoda; Insecta; Diptera; Drosophilidae.
AUUCAAAAAAUCCGAUUGUCACAAUUUCAGUUCAGAGUUGUCAACAGUUGCGCCGUUAAGUUGCUCCACGCGCACAUUGCUCCUCACUGAAGUCAACUCAAAAUUUAUCGAAACUUAACGAAGCUGUAGACAUAUUUGCAUCGAUCGUUUUGUAAGCACAACAGUUGUGGAACAGUGAUGCAUAUUUUUUCAAACGUAACGUAUUUUUUAUCAGUAGCUUUAAAUUCAAUUGACUAAAGAAAAUUACUUGUUUACAACUGAAAUAAUCGGAAUUAUAACAUCUUUGCUAUAAACACUAAAAAGAAAUGAUACAAUUUCCGAAAUAUUUAAAUAAAAUAAUAGAGUAGCAUUUAAGAUAAAAAUCUAUAUGCCAAUUUGUAAUUAUAAGUUGCAAUGGCGCGUAUAAAACAGAAUAGCCAUUGGAGCAAUAUUAUUCGAUAGCUUAAACGAAAUAGUCGUUUUUUCCCAACAGCGGUGUAAUGAUUUCACGGCGAUUUUCACUAGUCGUUGCUUUAAUAAGCCCAAUUGGCAUUUAUGCAUUUUUUGAAUUUAACAAUGCCAAGUGCAUUAUAAGAAACCCAGAAGUGUUGACAUUUGACUAUUGCUAUCUAAGGUCCGUUAAUCGUACUUACAAAUAUUUUUCCAUGAAAACUAAGUUUUUGUCCUUGCCUAUUGAUAACACUUGGGUAUCUUUAAAGGUCUACAAGAGAGACAACAGGCAUAUCUUUGAUCGAUAUAAUGUCACUGUUGAUGGUUGCAGAUUUCUAAGGGAACGUAAUAAUGCGCUCGUUAACGUCUUAUUUGGUAUCUUUGAGGAGUUUUCAAAUCUCAAUCACACUUGUCCCUUUGAUCAUGAUAUACUUGUAGAAAAGCUCCCGGUGCAACAUGUUAAUACGCUAAUUAAAUAUAUUGUUCCUGAUGGCCGUUAUAUACUAAAUACCACCUGGAGUAUUCGAAAAGUUCCAUUUGCUGAGAUCAUUGUGUACUUUACAAAAUUUUAA